Messenger RNA from Macrosteles quadrilineatus (aster leafhopper), 1606 nucleotides. RefSeq lists its product as uncharacterized. Lineage: Eukaryota; Metazoa; Arthropoda; Insecta; Hemiptera; Cicadellidae. The transcript is spliced from 2 exons. The record is from RefSeq and is a predicted model, not a curated record. Bases 72 to 866 code for a protein of 264 amino acids.
GGUAUUUCGGAGGAAAUAAAAGGUGGGAGCUGGUAAGAGUGGUAACAGUCAGAGCAAAACGGUGUUCGAGGAUGGUGCGUCCGGGGUUUGUGGUUAUAGCGGUGUUGUGCGGUAUAGCGGUGGCUGCGGGUUACCCGGCAGCGCCGGAGACCGUGACCGGGGGAGAAGCCGACACGUGGACCGAUGGAGUGGAUAGGGUAUAUCGGUUCCUACAGGGGUGCGGUGAGAAGGACAUGUCUUUGUGCAUCAAGAUGAGAGCGUUGACGUUCGUGGACCGCGCCUUGAGGCGUCCUGACGACAUCUCCCUGGUGGACGGUGUCAAGCUGGUGCACACCUCUGGAGACAGCUCACGGGACUUGAACGGCCGCGCUCUGUCCGAGGCCGAGCUGGACGCUUCUCUGCCCGCCGACGCUGAGCAGCGCGACGCCCAAGUGGAGACCCUACUGGUGGACCGUGUAGCCAGGUUCCUGGAGUCUCACACUCUGCAGCUCAAGGUCCCUGACUCUACCAUCUCCGACGUCAGGAAAUCCCUUGAUGAAGCUCGUGGCAAGAAGAAGAAGGCGGCCAAGAUCCUCCUUCCCCUCUUGUUGCUGCUGAAGCUGAAGGCCGCCGCCCUCAUCCCCUUGGCUCUGGGAGCCCUCGCACUGCUGGCCCUCAAGGCUCUCAUCGUCGGCAAGCUGGCACUCGUGUUGGCCGGUCUGAUCGGUCUGCAGAAGCUGCUCGGCCAGAAGCAGUCCACACAGAGCUACGAGGUAGUAGCUCACCCUCACUACACGGAAGAGCACGGCCACGGCUGGGGACGCUCGGCCAACGACGCCCACGACCUGGCCUACCGAGCCUACAAGGAACCUUCCAAACAAGAGUAGAGUCUAUCCAUCUCCCUUCUAUCUUAUGUACAAAUAGAGUAAGUCGUGUGGCCGCCACCAGAACCAAAGCUACUCAACACGAACAUCACCCUUACCCACCUCUCUGUUUCUGUCGAGAAGCGAGAGAGUGAGGCACAAGACAAUUAGUGUUAGGAACAUCACCUCGUAAUAGUACCAUACAUACCAACCAUUCACUUUCACGGAAUUGUACGUUACGUCACUUGAAAUACUCGACAACAAACCCUACAACCAUCACACAAUAGACUGAAACUACCGAUAACACUCACUGGAUAGCGAACCAAAGAUAAACACCACUUACAGCCACAAACCUCGAGCCGUAACAACAACUACUCCUCUCAUCUUACUUUACUUCACCUCACUUCACUUCACUUACCUCAACCACUUCACUGCGGCCACUCUUAUCGUAAGGGCUCUUUAAUUUAUUUUUUAUUUAAUGUUAUUUAUUGGAUUAACCGUUAUUCUUGUUUGGCUGUUGACGCGACUGGACUGACUGUAGGCUACCGCGUAGCUAAGGCUGCUAGUCACGACCUCUCAUUCUCAGUUGUUAAUACUUGUAAGUACUUGUGUACUACCCAGGAACGAAUAUCUCGCAUUAUAAGUUUCAAUAGUUGCAUAUUGUGAUUAGUCUUUGUACUUUACUUUACUUGUACUGUUACUCGACUUUGAAUGCCAACCUGUAAAUAUUUUGUUAGUUGUUAUUAUAAAAUGUGAAUACUGAA